CUCCUGCUGCAGGAUUGGCCCCUCCAAAUGUGCUGCCUGAUUUCAGCCACACUUGCUGCCUUUGUGGAUGGGGGGGCUUCGGCUGGGAAAAAGCAAAAGGAUUGGGCAAAGAGGUGCAUGGCAGAGCUGAGGCUGUUCUGGGUUACGCUGGGAUGCACAUGGAGCCCUCCUGGCAGGAAGAAGAGACGAAGCGGCUGCUGGAGCCAGCAGCCAGCCCACCCAACAAGGUGCUGAACGGAGCGGAGCAGAGCUAUCACAGCCUCCCGUCGGCACGGACCGAUGAGCAGGCCAUGCUGUCCUCCAUCCUCGCCAAAACGGCCAUCAACAUCAUCGACGUGUCAGCAGCGGAUUCCCAGGGCAUGGAGCAGCAUGAGUACAUGGACAGAGCCAGGCAGUACAGCACGCGCCUGGCCAUGCUCAGCAACAACCUGACGCACUGGAAGAAGCUCCCACUGCUGCCAUCUCUGACUAACCAACCACACCAAGUGCUCGCCAGUGACCCUGUCCCCUUCGCCGACCUGCAGCAGGUGUCCCGGAUAGCUGCCUAUGCCUUCAGCGCGCUCUCACAGAUCCGUGUCGACGCCAAAGAAGAACUGGUUGUACAGUUUGGCAUCCCCUGAAUCUGCCCCCACCACCGCUGUUUCACGGCUUUGGGUUGUUUUUGGUUUUUUCCCCAUUUUUUUCCCUUUAUCCCUUCUCUCCCCGUGCUGCUGCCACAGAACUUGGACAGAUUGGACAGACCCUGUUUCCUACGAAAUGCCAAGGCGCCCAUCAUUGGCAUGUCGUGCCCACCUGCACUGCGUGAGGCUUUCUCCUCCUCGUGGGCGUGUGUGGGGAGGAGGCUGUGACAGCUGGACACUGCCUUGCACAGGGAUGAGCACAAAGGGAACAGCCGGUGCAAGGAGGCCCUGGUGUGGGUCAGCACCAUGUGCCAGGUCACCAGGACGGGUGGGCUGGAGCCAGGCAGAUGUGAUGCUCUGUGUGGGGCCUGUUGGUUCCAACAUCAUCCCUUCUCCUUUUUAUAUGUUAAGACCUUUAUUUUGGUUGUUGUUUUGGUUCUGUAUGUUUUUGGGGUUUUUUUAAUAACUAUUAUUUUUUGCCACAGUAGAUAAAGCCACGUUUAUCCAG
This is a messenger RNA of Hirundo rustica (Barn swallow), 1128 nucleotides long. RefSeq names its product ragulator complex protein LAMTOR1-like. Gene Ontology annotation, biological process: positive regulation of MAPK cascade; endosomal transport; lysosome organization. The record is from RefSeq and is a predicted model, not a curated record. The transcript has 5 exons. Gene Ontology annotation, cellular component: lysosome; membrane raft; late endosome membrane. Bases 153 to 620 code for a protein of 155 amino acids. Gene Ontology annotation, molecular function: molecular adaptor activity; guanyl-nucleotide exchange factor activity. NCBI's taxonomy places the organism in Eukaryota, Metazoa, Chordata, Aves, Passeriformes, Hirundinidae.